AUGGUUCUCAUCUUCGCCAUCUUCUGUGCCACAGCUGCCUUUGGUGAGGCCGCGCGUGCCCGAGGCGCCCAGAAAGAGCACGGUUCCAUCGUCCCGGCGGGCUCCUCCUGCGAACUCGGCCAAGGCUUCCACCCCAGCAAGUCUUGCGCAGAUGCCGCGGUCGGAGUCGUGGUCCAGGAAUGCCAAGGCUUGCCCGGCGAUGAAGAUGCGUGUUGGGAUUCCCUGCCACUCAGCGUCGAAGCGCAGGACACGACCCAGGUCAUCAAGUCGCUGGACGACGCCAGCGACUCUGCGCGGAUCGUUGCGAAGAUGGAAGGAAGCGCCUGGGGCGUGCACACGGCUGCGAGCGCACAGGCGAUGAUGGACUCGAAGUUCUCAUCCCUGUCUCUGACGUACAUGACCUAUGCUGCAGGGACCAGCACGAAGAUGCGGCUGACAAGGAGACCGAGGCUGAAACUCACCAGGGGCGCCCGAGGCCUCCUCCUCACCAGCCCCCAGCAGUUUGUGAGGACCUACGGCAAGCACUAUGUCAAGGGCCUGGUCUAUGGCCACCGCUUCCUCGCGCUCUGCACCUUCUCCUCCGAGACCUCCGCCAGCUUAAAGGAAAUCGAGAAGACGGUGGAGCUCUCCUUUGGGAGAGGCGGCCUCUUCGGCGCAGGAGGUGGAUCCAGCGCAACGGCGAAGCUGAGCUCCCACAACUUGACCUUGAAAUUGGAAGCCAGCUUCAGCGGUGGAGAGUCGGUGCCCGGUCCCACCGAGUCUCUGGAAAGCCUGCGCGCGGCAAAGUUACAGUGGUGGCAGACCAGGAACAAGAACCAAAAGGUUCUGGGUAUGCAGGUGGCUCCCUGGAUCGAGCUGGAUGAAGUGCAAGAGAUUCUGAAGACGCAGCCGGCCGAUGUCAAGAGGCUCUUCUACGAAACCUACAUCUCCCCCCAGACCCUCGAAGAGGUGAACGAAGAGAUCGUGAAGUUGGGGUAUGUGUACAGGACUGCCAUCUCCCUGGGCGAGCUGGAUUGCAUCGCGGCCAAGUACCGCGAGGAGCUCGAGGAAGUUAAGAUCCGGGUCAGUUCUUGUCGUAUCAGAAUGGCCGGCGUUGGUGGUGAGACUUCGUUCCUGGACGAUGUGCAGGCCAAGAUUGCCAGCGGUGAUCCGUCUUGGCGCGAGGCGUCAAAACUGGGAGAGGAGUUGCGACGCAUCAGCUCUGACAGGUCUGUGCAAACGCAGACCCUGUACACCCCCAAGCCUGCCGAACAGGUGGAUAUGUUAUCAAUCCAAAACCCCGAAGAGAAGGACCGAUUAUACUCCGCCACGCUCAACUACCCCAACUGCAAAACGUCCAGGCUUUUCAAUCCAGAAGCCUGGUGUGUUGGGCAACCUGUCCGAGAUCAGUGGAUGCAGAUCGACUUAGGCCAAGUGCACCGCGUUGAAGGUCUAGUGAUGAGGCACCGGCGGUAUGGUCCUCGAAACCAGAUGCGCCUCACCAAGUUCAACGCCUUCCAUAGCAUGGAUGGGCUCCAUUGGGAGCUGGGAGGGAACUUUCACAUCGAGCCUGCCGAGUGGGACCAGCACUGGCCGACGCUUGUGGGUGCAAACUUCCUCUUCACCAAGAUGGUGGCCGCGCGCUGGGUCAAGAUUGUCCUGCUUGAGGGGAGCAGCGAAGGCGUCUGUGUGCAGGUGGCUCUGUGGGCAGACUUUGCCUUGGACAAGAGACUUGAAUGCGGCCAAUGA
This is a messenger RNA of Symbiodinium natans, 1728 nucleotides long. Lineage: Eukaryota; Dinophyceae; Suessiales; Symbiodiniaceae. The record is from the annotation of a GenBank genome assembly.